UUUCAUUCAUUUCUCCUGAUGUGGAUGCGCGUGAGAGAAGUGCGUGCCGUGGAGAUCUUAGCCAUACUGACACACUGAACUACAAUCAGUACUCGACUGUCAUGCUUUCGUCUGUGAUCAUCAGGAGAUUCUGUCAUCAUGUUUUUAACUUAGAAAAAUGAAUUCUGCUAACGAAACAUCGACUGAGCCUCAUCUGGACACCUACAAUUAUACUUUCAACGAUGGAACUUACACACUCUUGACAUUUACUAUCGGAUCGAUCGGCGUCCUGGGAUUCUGUAAUAAUAUCAUCGUCAUUAUUCUUUACUUCAGAUUCAAGAGACUACGAACACCAACUAAUCUACUGAUAGUUAAUAUAAGUGUAAGUGAUCUGCUCGUGUCCGUCAUCGGGAUUAAUUUCACAUUCGUCUCGUGCGUCAAAAGAGGAUGGAUUUUUAAUUCUGCUACGUGUGUUUGGGAUGGAUUCAGUAACAGUUUAUUCGGUAUCGUGUCUAUCAUGACUCUCUCCGGCCUGGCGUAUGAACGCUACAUCCGUGUGGUUCAUGCCAAGGUCAUUGACUUCCCUUGGGCCUGGAGGGCCAUCACACACAUCUGGCUGUACUCUUUAGCCUGGACCGGUGCUCCUCUCCUGGGGUGGAACCGUUAUACGUUGGAGGUGCAUCAGUUGGGCUGCUCUCUCGACUGGGCUUCCAAAGAUCCCAAUGACGCCUCCUUUAUUCUCUUCUUUCUUCUUGGAUGUUUCUUCGUCCCUGUGGGUGUCAUGGCCUACUGUUAUGGAAACAUCUUGUAUACUGUGAGAAUGCUUCGCUCUGUUCAGGACCUACAGACGGUUCAGACGAUUAAGAUUCUGCGGUAUGAGAAGAAAGUGGCAGUGAUGUUCCUGAUGAUGAUUUCUUGUUUUCUGGUGUGCUGGACGCCCUACGCUGUGGUCUCAAUGUUGGAGGCGUUCGGCAAGAAAAGUGUCGUCUCUCCUACGGUGGCCAUCAUUCCAUCCCUCUUCGCCAAAUCCAGCACCGCGUACAAUCCCCUCAUCUAUGCUUUCAUGAGCAGAAAGUUUCGUAGGUGCAUGUUGCAGCUGUUGUGUUCACGGCUGGCCAGUCUGCAGCAAAAUAUUAAGGACCGGCCCCUCGCCCGCAUCGAACAUCCUGUACGCCCCAUAGUGAUGUCACAGAGCCGAGCUGACCGGCCCAAGAAGAGGGUGACCUUUAGCUCGUCCUCCAUCGUAUUCAUCAUCACCAGCAAUGAAGCUCAUCCUCUGGACAUCACAUCUGAAUACCAUGACGUACCAGAAGUCAAUGUAAUUAAAGUCAGGCCGCUUUGACCCUUCCUGCGUGUCAAGAAUCAAGA
Paramisgurnus dabryanus is the source of this 1347-nucleotide messenger RNA. It is a transcript of the gene opn3, whose product is annotated as opsin 3. Gene Ontology annotation, biological process: visual perception; G protein-coupled receptor signaling pathway. Lineage: Eukaryota; Metazoa; Chordata; Actinopteri; Cypriniformes; Cobitidae. The record is from RefSeq and is a predicted model, not a curated record. Gene Ontology annotation, cellular component: membrane. Gene Ontology annotation, molecular function: G protein-coupled receptor activity.